AAGUUUCCAUGGCAACAUCCAAUCAGAGUGCUGGAAUGUCUUUUCCUUUCGCUGUGCUCGCAGAUUUAUUUAUUAUUCACUUGUUCUGUCAAUGACCUGUUAUGUACAGCUGUAAGGCGUUCGAGGAGAGAACGAAAUUAAUGCCGUAAUGACGCCGCAAUGUUAGCACCCAACACGUUGCCGUCCGCAAAAACGGGUGCCAAUAUGUAAAAACAACGCGAUGGACGGCUCACGGUUCAUCGUGCAAGUGUUUGUGGGCGCCCUGUCCCAGCACUACGAAGCCCUCUCGGUCGAGGCGAGUAAGCAGACCACCUGCUAUGAGAUCGUCACCUGUAUCACCGAGCGGCUGUCGCUCUCCCCGGACGACUAUGAGCUGGCCGAAGUGGUCGGCCAGGAGUGCAAAGAGCGCCGCCUCGGCUCCGACGAGUGUCCGGUGGCACUGAUGUUGCUGUGGCCGAAACAGGGCACAAAUACUGAACAUCGAUUUUACCUCCGCAAGAAGGCUUCCGAAUCUCAUUGGACUGACUCAUUCACCAUGGAUCCUCAGCUGAUUAGAGAUUAUUUUUACCAGUUCCUGUACCAACCCAAGGACCGAGAUUAUCCCGAUCUGUGUCAGCUACCUGACCUGAACGAGCAGAACCUGCUGGAGAACCUGCGGGCCCGCUUCAGCAAUGGCUACAUCUACACCUAUGUCGGCUCCAUCCUGAUCGCUGUCAACCCGUUCAAAUUCUACCCCAUUUACAACCCCAAGUACGUCAAGUUGUACCAGAACCGGCGUCUGGUCGACAUGCCACCGCAUAUUUUCGCCAUCGCCGACGCGGCGUACCACUGCAUGCUGCGUGACAAGUGCAAUCAGACCAUAGUGAUCAGUGGCGAGAGCGGCAGUGGCAAGACUGAGAGCACCAAUUUCUUGCUGCACCAUCUCACGGCGCUCAGCCAGAAGGGAUCACAGGGUAGUGGUGUUGAACAGACAAUACUCAGUGCAGGACCAGUGCUUGAGGCAUUUGGUAACGCAAAAACUGCGCACAAUAAUAAUUCUAGCCGUUUUGGCAAGUUUAUCCAAGUGAAUUACAAAGAAAAUGGAUUGGUUCAUGGGGCUGUGGUACAGAAAUAUUUAUUGGAGAAGUCUAGGAUAUGUUCCCAGGGUAGGAACGAGAGGAAUUACCAUGUAUUUUAUUAUCUGUUGUCUGGCUCGAAUGAGUCUGAAAAGAAGUCGCUGCACCUGAAAAAUGUGGAGGACUACAAUUACUUGAAUAGGAGUAAAGUUAGAGAGCUUGAAAAUGUUGACGAGCGCUACGAGUUUUCACGGUUGAAGCAAUCUCUGGAGAUGGUCGGCUUUUCAGCCGAAAAGCAGCGGCGCCUUUUUGCCGUGCUAUCAGCCGUUCUGCUGCUGGGUAAUGUGGAAUUUUCUCCAAGGAAAUCCGCCUACCAUCACGACGAAGCGGUCGGUGUAAAAAACGAGGAGGUUGUGAGUCUCAUAUCAGAAUUGCUGAGGGUUAAGGAGGAGACCCUGCUGGGCGCUCUAACAGCCAAACGGGCUAAGGCUUCAGGGGAGACGCUCAUCAUCAACUACAGGUUACCAGAGGCGAUAGCCGCUAGAGACGCAAUGGCCAAAUGCCUCUAUGGAGCUUUGUUUGACUGGAUUGUGAUGCAAGUGAAUCACGCUUUGUUUUCCAAAAAAGAUACUCUGCGUGCUCACCAUGGUUGUUCAAUCGGAGUGCUUGACAUUUUUGGCUUUGAGGACUUUGGAAACUGCAACAGUUUUGAGCAAUUCUGCAUCAACUACGCCAACGAGCACCUGCAGUUCUACUUCAAUCAGCAUGUAUUCAAGUACGAGCAAGAGGAGUACAGCAGAGAGGGCAUCAAAUGGAAAAGCAUAGAUUUCAAGGAUAACGCUGGCUGUUUAACCAUGAUCGAAGGGAAGCCAAAUGGGCUUCUUUGCAUUUUGGACGAUCAGUGCAAUUGCCUUACUUUCAGUUUUCCUGGUGCCUCCAACGAGACUCUGCUGCAGAAAUUUAACUCGGUGCACAAGGACAACAAGUUCUAUGAGGUGCCACAGCGACGUGAGGCUGCCUUUAUCGUCCAGCAUUAUGCUGGUAAAGUGAAGUACCAAGUACAGGAAUUCCGCGAGAAGAAUCUUGACCUCAUGAGGCCAGACAUCGUCAGCGUGCUGAAAAACAGCAGCCUCGCGUUUGUGCGCGAGCUGGUUGGUGCAGACCCAGUUGCUGUUUUCCGCUGGGCCAUAGUUAGAGCUUACUUCAGAGCUUUCUUUGCGUUCAACGAGGCUGGAAAGAAGCACAGGACAGUCAAAGAAGGAGGAAAGCAUAAUUACACCAUGCAGUACAUCCAAAACAAGCCCUUCAAGCAGAUCAGCCCAAAAAUCAUAGUCAAUAAAAAGGACUCUGAUAAACAAAGCAACGUUACGAAAAUCAGGAUUAACAGUGACGUUGAGCCGACGCGUCUGAAGAGGGAAAGCCUGGAUCAAGUUUUUCCUCCUAGCGAGGCCAUAGUUCUCGAGAAAGCGAACCAAAUUGUCAUGAAAAACAAGACUGGCAAACCGAGAGACAGACGCAGGAAGAGCCUAAAGAACCUGGAGUCUGUCAAAUCGUUGGCCUGUAAGACUCACCAGUUGUAUGGUAACAACGGCCAGAUGAAGACAAGGAAACAACCGCAAACGGUUUCUGCUCAAUUCCAACAAUCUCUCCAUAGUUUAAUGGUGACGCUCAACCAAGCCAACCCGUUCUUCAUCCGAUGCAUUAAGAGCAAUGCCAACAAGGUGUCAAACGAAUUUGACGAAGACACUGUACAGCGUCAGCUGCGAUACACAGGCAUGCUUGAGACCGUGAGGAUAAGACAGGCUGGUUACAAUGUUAGAUUCUCAUAUGAUGAGUUCAUCCAACUUUAUCGAAUUCUGCUGCCAAAGGGACUCUUGAGUUCCCAAAACGAUGUGAAGAACAUCAUGCUGACCCUGAACCUGAGCAGAGAAAACUUCCAAUUGGGUAAAACAAAGGUGUUCAUCAGAGAAUCUGAAAAGCUGAAGCUGGACAGCAAGUUGCAUCAGCAGAUCAUAUUUUGCAUUGUGACCAUUCAGCGAAGAUUCCGAGCACAUCUGCAAGCGAAUCGCUAUAGGAAAUUGAAACAGGGGGCCAUAAUACUGCAGAGCUACUGUCGCGGCUACCUAGUGAGGCGGAGAAUUGAGGUGCUGCGGCUUGAGCAGUCUGCUGCCAUUGAUAUUCAGCGGUUCUGGAGAGGAUACAGAGCCAAGUGCGCUUACAAGAGACUGAUUCUGGGAUUGAUUAUCUUCCAAGCACACGUUAGGGGUUAUUUCGCACGCAAACAGGCACAGCAGAUGCUGCAGCACCACAGAAGAGAAGCACUAAGGCUGGCAAACAAGUCGAUUGUCACGGUGAACGUCCAAGACGAUUGGAGUCUAAGGCAUCCUUCUAGUUCCUCGUCAGUGUUCUCAUCAGACUUUGAAUCCCUGAAAAAGCCACCUCCCACACCUCUGUACAGCCCUGGACCUGAUUGUAAGACCACAGAUCACACUGAUGCUGUGCUUGGAGCUGCGUCUCAAAAUCAACCUUUUGCAGCAGGUCGCUUGUCGGUGUCGCGAUCUGCUAGCGUGGAGCCGCACGGGCCGCGCCCGACAUUCCAGCAACGAGCCAAGAAACAGUUUCAAGCACUUAUUGGCGCCAAGAAGGGUCGAAGCAGCGACAGCGAGGACGAAAGCCGGCCGGACAGUGAAGAAGCGCACCUCCGCAAGUCCAAAGUGCCGUUCGGUAGGCAGACGUCUACAGAGUCCUUUGGCAAUGAGGCAGAGUCAAAUGACAGAUCCUCAACGGAGACGCAGCCAGAGAGCAGGGAGGAGCUGUUUGUCAAGUCGGAUAUCGAGUGGCAUGGCAGUGUUUUCAAAAUCGCCGGCCACACGUUCCGCAAGACGAUCAAGCUGAGCAAGGACGACUGCUGCGCGUACUGCGGCAUCGGAAUAGACACCUUCCACACGCAAGGCUACAAGUGCUCUGAGUGCAAGCAGAUCUUCCACACUAAGUGUAUCCAGAACGGGGGAGUACAGCAGAAGCAGUGCAGGCACACUAGUGGUGGCGGCAAGCCUGGCAGGCGGAAAAACAGAAAGCGGUCAACUAACUCGAGCAAGCAGAACCCAAACUCGAGCAACUUCAACCUCACUGGUGUCAACGAGUUCAUGGAUAGCGCGGACAGAAUCAUCUCUGGUGCCAAGGAACUGAAAAUGCUUCAGGAGUUCAUCACUGAAAAGAUUUUCGCUUUGGAAAAGGGGAGAAAAAAAGGAGAUAAAAGGAGUGAAGUGGACCACGUUUUUAGACAGACGCUGCUCGAGUUCAAGGAAAACCUUGUCUCCACCUACAGCACUGCCAACAAACAGAACACUGUCAGCAUAAAAUACAAGGAUCUCAUUGUCAAUUUUGAAAAUGUGAUGCUGAUUGUUUGCCGCAAAGAGAGGACCAGCUCAGACUUUCCAGUCACUAUGGGCAUCAAUGCCUUUCGAGGGUUUCUAAACGAAUUCAUGGCCCUGAACAAAGUAGAGGAAAAGCCAAAGGAGAAGCGCAAGAAGGAAAAGAAACGUGACGAUCUAGUCUCGCACGGAGGGCAUUUAUUCCAAUUGAACAUAAUAAACAUUCCUACUGCCUGCGAAGUUUGCUCUCUAUUCUUCAUGUGGCCCAUUGAGCGUGGCCUUGUUUGCCAAAACUGCAAACUGACUUGCCACAGAAAAUGCUACCACCGUGCGAAGGAAAACUGCGGUGGAGUCGAUCCGGCUCACUUUAGUAACGGUAAAGUCUUUGGCGUGCCACUCCUCAGACUCAUCACCGGCGACAUCAAGGUUCCGAUUGUGGUUGAUCGGCUGAUUAACACGAUCGAAAUGUACGGAAUAUACACAGAGGGCAUUUACCGGAAGUCUGGCGUCAACUCCAAAGUGAGGGAGCUCAAGGCCAAUAUCGAACAAGAUCUGGACAAAGUCAACCUGGAGAGUUACCAGGUUCAUGUGUUAGCUGCCGUUUUGAAAAGUUUUUUCCGCGAAAUGCCAGAGCCUCUAUUAACUUACGAGCACUAUGAAGACUUCAUCCGCGCAGCCAGCGUCACGGAUCCAGUGGAGAGGGUUAAAACCAUUUUUCAUAUCAUCAAGGACAUUCCACAGGCCAACUACGACCUCACGGAAAGGCUCAUAUUCCAUUUAGCAAGAGUGGCUCAGCACGAGGACGUGAACAGGAUGACCGCGAGCUCACUGGCCAUUGUAUUCGCGCCGUGCAUCCUGCGCACGAACAAGGUGUUACAAGCGCAAGACUCGCUCAAUGACAUCAGUAAGCAGACACUGUGCGUGGAGACGAUUAUCGGCGAGCAGUUGCGCAAGGUGCGAUCCACGCUAGCUGACAUCACGACGCUGGACUCUGCGUGCCACACGGCCACCUCGAGGCUCUCCUCGCUGCGAAGCUCCAAGAUCUACCAGCCGGAGCCUGCGCCGGUCACCGCGACCAACUCUUCUGGCCGGGAGGAGGCGCUGCUCGCCGAGCGAAUACAGGCAAUGGAGGAGGAAAAGGCCAUUCUCACCAGCAAACUGCCCACCCUUACCCAUGCCACUUCGGACGACGACUUUUUAUCCACUGACUUGGAUGGAAGUCUGGAUGACGUGGCCAGCGUUUCAAGCCAUGGCCUAGGAAGAAAGAAACUGAGACAGCGGUCCUCUGAUCAAAGUGUAGUCUCAGUGUGUCCCCCUCUUGAUGUUGAUAUUGACGAGGACCCGAUUUUAGUUUAAUACUGUUCAACUACAACUACUGCUUGCGGAUAACAAGUCUUAUCCUAAAUGAAUAAUUUUGUCACAUUUAUAUUUUCAAAAUAGUUGUUUAUUGUAACAUUUUACAGAAUAUAAAAAGGCAGUAAUAAAAAUUG
Molecule: messenger RNA, 5919 nt
Organism: Cloeon dipterum
Lineage: Eukaryota; Metazoa; Arthropoda; Insecta; Ephemeroptera; Baetidae
Product: unconventional myosin-IXa-like
Exons: 24
Coding region: 221-5785 (1854 amino acids)
Biological process (GO): intracellular signal transduction
Cellular component (GO): myosin complex; actin filament
Molecular function (GO): actin filament binding; ATP binding; GTPase activator activity
Source: RefSeq, a predicted model, not a curated record